Molecule: messenger RNA, 2169 nt
Organism: Eurytemora carolleeae
Lineage: Eukaryota; Metazoa; Arthropoda; Copepoda; Calanoida; Temoridae
Exons: 19
Coding region: 769-2154 (461 amino acids)
Biological process (GO): proteolysis; apoptotic process
Cellular component (GO): cytoplasm
Source: RefSeq, a predicted model, not a curated record
AGUACACUAUUACGCUUUAGCUAAAGUGGCAACAGACUCAGAAGGAAGAAGAAUUAGAACCAAGACAGUCCACAGAGACAGAUCCACAAGGAAGAAGGGUUGGAAAGCGAAUCUCCACCUCCACAAGGAACACCUAUUCUUCUCAGACCUCACCAACGCCAAUACACAAGACAACGAAAAAAGAAACAUCAGCUUACUCCAAAAAGACCCAGCAUUCCAGGAAGGACACAUCGCUAAUUCACCAAUCAGAUUUCCGGAACAAGAAAUAAAUCAUGUCAGGUUCAAAUGCAGACCUGGAUAUGAGAGAGGGACUCAAUUCGAUCCUGGAUAAAUCUACACCUGAAGAUCCCUCUCAAGCUUGCAAGAUGACGGUUUAGUUCCUUUCCCCAGCUCAACCCCCAGUAGACUCGUCACUCGUCCCUGGGGGAAUGGCUGGGGUUUUCAGGAACGUCUGCUAAACGGACCAGUAAUAUACCUCUUUUAUAUUACUGUCUAUAUACCUUGCUGUGAUAAUUUAGUUUUUUUUUUCAGUAUUAUUGUGUUUUUUUUUAAUUAAUUUCGAUUGUAUGACAAGAUUUAAGACACCAGUCACAAGGUGUGAAGAAAUAAACGUUUAUCAAUCAAUCAAUCAAUUCAGAAUUUUUUGAAAAAGAUUGAAAACGUUCACUAUCAAUUUUUUAUUACCUGCCCCCCCUUAAUUUGUAUUAUUUUUUCAAAACUUUCGCAAUAUAUGUUGUACAACAGUGAUUUCAGACGUAAGAUUGAAAAAUGUCUGAUAUUAUUGAGAUCAUAAGAAAAGAGGAUGUUCUAGACAUUUUCAGACACGAUACAGAUGUGCGUGUUGAUGGAAACCUUACAGGGCCUGACAUACUUCCCAAAAAAAUCGGACCAGAGGAAGCCCGAUGUAUAGACCUAUGCCUGGAUAUGAUGGACGCUAUCUCCAUUAUAUUUCUUAUCACAGGAAAGGUUGAAAGCUCAUUAGUCCUCUGUAAGAGCCUGGAGCAGUCUGGAAAGAAUGAAGUGGCGACAGGUCUUGGUAAUCCCUCAGGUGUGGUUUAUUUGUUUUGGUACAGUGCUAAUUUAAACAACGACACCCUCUGGGAGGCAAAGUUGUGUGAGACCCUGUAUUUGACGAAUAAUAUGAGAAUACUUAAUGAUUUCGGACUCACUCCAGAGGAAGCGAAGAUGAAGUUUAAACAAUCCUACCUGGAUCCAACAGCGGUCAACCUAUACAAUCUAUGCAGGGAUAUCACAGAAAAAGAGCGAAUUGCGUUAACAAAAGAUGUUCCCUUGAAUUCCAGGUAUCUGAUGCUAGAAACUCAGAUUCUUCAAUAUGUUCAUCAACAGAAAAUUCUGAUGAAUCACUUUUUACCUCUCCUCAUUCAACAUCUUCCUAAACAACAUCCAUUCAUUCUACAAACAAGUGUCCCAGCGCGGAAAUCUGUUCGAGCUGAUCAUUAUCCCAAGGGACCAGGAUAUGUUGUUAUUAUCAAUCAGAAAACAUUUACAAGAGAUCCUUGGAAUCCUGCAUCGAAAUCCUUAGAAUCCCGUCUUGGAACUGAUAUUGACAGGGACAGACUUAACAUUGUUUUCACCUACCUCGGGGCUAGAAAGAUUAGUAUUUUCAACAACCUCAACCUCAAGGAUAUGAGGGAGAAGCUGGAUGAAUGCGCCAGGUAUGCGGAUGAGCAUCAUGCAGAGUUUGCCUGGCUUUGUGUUUGUAUCCUCAGCCAUGGAGGCAUCACACGGUGUGGUAAAAACGAAGUUUAUGCAUGUGAUGGGCUACCAAUGGACCGGAAGGAGAUUAUUAUGAAGUUUGCUGACAAAAGCUCAGUCAAGAACUUUUAUGGAAAACCGAAAAUAUUUGUUUUUCAGGCCUGUCGUACACCAACAGAUCAGGGUUCAGAUGACAUAGACGAUAACAAGAGGUUUACACAGAUGAUCAGGUUUAGAGAUAAUGAAGUUAGUACUGACUGCUUGUAUCCACCGAUAAAUCAUGGUGACUAUGUGGUCUGCAGUUCUACGAUUGAGGACUUUGUCACCUUCAGGCAUACAGAGAUGGGCAGCUUUUAUAUCAGGUUUGUGAGUUCUAUUCAGGCAUAUAGAGAUCGGCAGCUUUUAUAUCAGGUUUGUGAGGUCUAUUCAGGCAUAUAGAGAUGGGCAGCUUUU